Schistocerca nitens (vagrant locust) is the source of this 1188-nucleotide messenger RNA. RefSeq lists its product as uncharacterized. The coding region runs from base 529 to 1188 and encodes 219 amino acids. The record is from RefSeq and is a predicted model, not a curated record. The transcript is spliced from 4 exons. Lineage: Eukaryota; Metazoa; Arthropoda; Insecta; Orthoptera; Acrididae.
AUCUCCCGGUGCAGCAACGGCAGCAGCGCACACCACACGGCCAGGACGACCACGACGUCGACGCCGCCCCGGCCGGCCACUUGUCGCGGGGAUCCCUCGCCACCCCACUAUCGCCCGACGCUCCGCUGUACUUGCCCCCACCGACCACCCCCCACAUGCGGCGAAUCAGUCUAGCGGCGAGAUAAGCGGGCGAAAACGACGAAAAUAUUGCCGAAAAUAGAGAAGCCACCCCCCUGUGCCGCAGAAGGGGGUGAAAACUGCCACCCGCCGACAGGGAUGUGACGACCGCCGGAACACCCCCACGUAGAAAAAUCCCGCGGGCAGCAGCCUUUUGUUUCCGCAUUUUUCUUUUCCGUUCGCUUCGUUCCGCCGCACAGUAGUUCAUUUACAAUUCCUCCCUAUUCUCAUCCAUGUUGUCCUCCAGCUUAAAUCGCUAGCCUCUUGAUACUUUUCCUUUGCCUCCCCUCACUUUCUUCGCGGUAUACCAUUUGCAACAGCGAGCUAAUAUUUAAAAAAAAAAAAAAAAACAUGGGGGGAAGACGUCCGGCGCCGUAUAGGCGCUACGGAAGCCACGCAUCACGGUGGCUGACGCUCCACGGGCCGUGGUGGUUGAUCGCGAUGGUUGCCGCUGCGCUGGUUGGCCACGUGGCGGGAGCUGAGGUGUCCGUCUCCACGGCGGCCGAGAAUGGCGUGGAGGCGGUGACGCCGACGGCGGUGCAGCACCGGCUGGGCGACGAGUGCGGCGAGGACCUUCCGGCGGGCGCGGAGUGCGUGGGCGUGCCGGGCGCCUUCUGCAGGCCGGAGGACGGCCGCUGCGCCUGCCGCGAGGGCCGCGUCGCCGCCGCCGACGACCGCGACCGCUGCGAGCUGCCGGCCAGGCUGGGAGAGGAGUGCCACUUCGACGAGCAGUGCGGCGUCGCGACGCCGCGUACCGUCUGCGUCCAGGGGCGCUGCCGCUGCUCCGAGGGUCUGGUCGCCGUCAACCCGGGUCGGCGGCGCCUGGGGGAGCCCUGCAAGGAUCGGAAGGAGUGCGGCGCGCCGAACUCGUUCUGCCUGCCGGGCAAGGAUGUGUGCGCCUGCCUGCCGGAGUUCCCGCUCAGCGACGGACACAGCCAGUGCGGAAAGCGUGAGUACCCAGCAUCUGUCAGCCACACAGUAACUGUACCUCGUUUCAUUACCUUCUUAUAA